This is a messenger RNA of Motacilla alba alba, 1843 nucleotides long. It is a transcript of the gene SLC51A, whose product is annotated as solute carrier family 51 subunit alpha. The coding region runs from base 576 to 1595 and encodes 339 amino acids. Gene Ontology annotation, molecular function: transporter activity. Lineage: Eukaryota; Metazoa; Chordata; Aves; Passeriformes; Motacillidae. The transcript has 9 exons. The record is from RefSeq and is a predicted model, not a curated record. Gene Ontology annotation, biological process: bile acid and bile salt transport. Gene Ontology annotation, cellular component: endoplasmic reticulum membrane; plasma membrane.
CAGGGCUCUGAGCGCUGGGCCAGCCCUGCCCUCUAGUGCCCCGGGAGCUGCUCCGUGCAGGGCUCAGCCCGGGCUCCCUGGAGCUGGGCCACCCAAAGUCCUCCCGGGGCCCGCGGAGCCGAGCAGGGGCUGACAGGCUGCCCACCGCCCGCGGCACCACCUCCCGCUCCACACCGCUGCUGAGGGGAACGAGGACACGUCCCAGGCCCUCCCGAGCACCACCAGCCCGUGUCCGCGCUGUCACCCCAGCACAGGUGCCCUGCGCCCCAGGCCUUGGGACACGCAGGCGUGCCCGUCCGGGUGACAAUUGCCUUCCCGGCACCCCGGGUCGAUAACCUGGUGGCCAAAGCGCUCGGUGGGCCGGGACGGCGUGGGGCCGCGCCAAUGGGUGCCCGCAGCCGCGGGAGAGGGAGGGAGGCUCCGCGGGCUCUGGUUAAACUGGAACGAGGCGCGGCAUCGUCCCGCGGUCCCUGCCCUGGGGACUCUGACCCCGUGGGCCGGCGAGGGGAGCUGAGGCAGGCAGCGACGAGCAGCCCCACAGCCACUGGGACGGAGCCAGCGAGGAGCCGAACAGGAUGGAUCCCACUUUGGAGCUGGCAGACGACCCCAGGUUCUCCCGCCCUUUGGUGGAGAUGCUGAUCAGGAACUUCAGCGUGCCGGCAGCCUGCUUCUCCCUGCCGCCCACCUCCCGGCAGCUGCUGCACCAGCUGGACAUGGCCCAGCUCAUCAUCCUGGGCCUCUGCACCAUCAUGACACUGCUGUCAGUUGUGAUCUAUGUGGAAGAGGUUUCGUACCUCUUCCGCAAGAUCCGCUGCCCUAUCAAGAUGAAGACCCUCUGCUGGAGCAGCUCAGCCCCUACGGUCGUGUCAGUGGUCAGCUGCUUUGGCCUGUGGUUUCCGCGCUCCAUGAUGGUGGUGGAGAUGGCUACCACGGCGUACUUCGCUGUCUGCUUCUACCUGCUGAUGCUGGUCAUGGUGGAGGGCUUUGGUGGGAAGGAAGCACUGCUCAGCACUCUGAAGGAUGUGCCCAUGGUGGUCAGCACUGGGCCCUGCUGCUGCUGCUGCCCUUGCCUGCCCCGAAUCACCAUGAGCAGGAAAAAGCUUAAAUGGAUGAUCCUGGGGACUUUCCAGUACGCCCUCUUCAAGGCAGUUGCUGUCUUCCUGGGGCUGAUCCUGGCCACCGAUGGGAAUUACAACCCUGCUGACAUUUCAGGGGAGAGCGUGGCCCUCUGGAUCAACACCUUGGUUGGUGUCUCCGCCCUCUUUGGGCUGUGGGGUCUGGGCAUUCUCUUCCGGCAAGCCCGGCUGCACCUGGCUGAGCAGAACAUGCAGGCCAAGUUCACCUGUUUCCAGAUCCUGCUCCUCCUGACGGCGCUCCAGCCUGCCAUCUUCAGCAUCCUGGCCAACAGCGGCAGCAUUGCCUGCUCGCCGCCCUUCUCCUCCAAGGCCAGGUCGCAGCAGAUGAAUGUGCAGCUGCUGAUCCCGCAGACCUUCAUCCUGGCGGUGCUGACGCGGAUGUACUACCGCAAGCAGGAUGACAAGCCGGGCUACCAGCCCAUCAGCUUCGCACCCACAGGCGCCGACGUCAAGGCCUGAGCAGGAGGGACAAACUGAGGUGCCAAGGGGCAGAGUGAGGUGAGGGACUGGUCCACCCUGCACAACCUUCUCCUCCUCCCCUGACCCUGGGGAGCUGCUGGCAGCAGAAGAGGCAGAAGGGGAAAGAGCAUCUUGGGAUAGAAUGAAACGGUCUGAAAUCUAUAAGCCAUAAGCCAAAGGGGUCCAUGGAGCCACCUCCAGCCCAGGGGCUCUUGUCUAGCACUGAGUAAAGAUAAAUUUUUACAAGA